GCCUCGGAUGCCCUGCUGUUGCUCCCCAAGGUCGCCGAGGUGGAGUUCCAGGAGGCUAAGGAGCAGCUCCGCGACUCUGAGGCCGCGUACUUCUACCACGCCUCGUAUCUGGACGGCCUGCUGCAGGGGCAGAUCAGCGAAGCCGAAGCCAAAGCGGCCCGAAACGAGAAUUGCCCUUUCGAUCGCAAGAACCUGGUGACCUUCACGGUUCGCGGAUACCUCCAGGCGCUGCAGAGAGGAACAAAGAGAGUCCACUUUAUUCUCAACCGCGUCCUGCAGCUUGCUUGGGAGUGCUGCGAGGUGGACUUCUACAAGGCCGACGUGAACUCAGAGCUCGCAAGCGAGGGGAGACGGCUGAUGCCAUGGAUGUGGUACACCGUCUUGUCCCAGCUCAUCAGCCGUGCUCUUCAUCCAGACAUGCGGCAGGUCUUCCGAGAGAUCAUCAAGUCCGUCGUGGUGUCCUUCCCGGACCCGGCGGGGUGGCAUCUGAUGCAGCUCCUGAAGUCUGAUGACAAAGUCCACCAGCAGCUUGGGAAGGAGCUGCUGAGCGACGUCGGAAGGCAAGACCGAGAGCUGCACACCUUGUUCGCCCAACGGACCCGCAUUGCCGAGGAUCUGAUUUCCCUGGCGAACUCAAACGGCCAGGACGUCCUGCGACUUUCAAAAACAUUUCCGCGGCUGGCCGCAGUGCAGUCCUCCAGGAGUGAGAAGUGGAGGGUGCUCGUCCCACUCCAGUCGCAGAUGACCGCGACAAUCCCCAGGAUGAACUCCGCAGAGCAGCUCCGAAUGGCGAAGCCGCGGGGCUUCUUCCCCGAGGCCAUCCUCACUGAGAGGUGCCUCGAGCACGUGGAAGUCUUCCGUUCCAAGGAGAAGCCUAAGAAGUUGACCUUCCUUGGCAGCGACGGCCAGCAGUAUCCCUUCCUCUGCAAGGCAGAGAAGCGCGGCGACCUGCGGAAGGACUCUCGCUUGAUGGAGUUUGCAGUGAUGGUGAACCAGCUCCUGGCCAAGAGCCCGGAUGCAAAUCGGCGGAACCUGGAAGUCCGGACGUUUCAGGUGGUCAUUCUCUCGGAGAAGUGUGGCCUCAUCGAGUGGGUACCCAACACCAAAGGCCUACGUCCCCUCAUCGACGACCUUUGGAAGGGGAGGAGGCAGACCCUGAACGAGGUGAAGGAAAUCAUGGAUCGGAGCAAGGACCCUUACGAGACCUUCACACGUCAGGUGGUGCCCCGAAAUCCUCCGAUUCUGCACAGGUGGUUCGCUCGAUCGGGAGACCCUUCGGCAUGGCUGGCCAAGAGGACCCUCUUCAGCCAGUCUCAGGCCCUCUGGUGCAUGCUGGGAUACCUCGUGGGCCUUGGGGAUCGCCAUGGCGAGAAUAUCCUGCUGGAUACCGAGUCGGGGAGGAUGGUCCACGUUGACUUCGACUGCCUGUUCGGCAAAGGCGGGAAUUCUGUUUCAGGUCUCCCAGCUCUUGUAAAGGGUCCCAUACCGGUUAUUAUGAGGGUUGCUAUCGGGGUGCAACCGUCCGGCGUGGUUGAGACAUUCCCGCACAUGCAAUGA
This is a messenger RNA of Symbiodinium sp. CCMP2456, 1557 nucleotides long. NCBI's taxonomy places the organism in Eukaryota, Dinophyceae, Suessiales, Symbiodiniaceae. The record is from the annotation of a GenBank genome assembly.